Haemonchus placei is the source of this 840-nucleotide messenger RNA. The record is from the annotation of a GenBank genome assembly. Lineage: Eukaryota; Metazoa; Nematoda; Chromadorea; Rhabditida; Trichostrongylidae.
AUGGUAGCAUGGAAAACCGCUUCAUCUGUCAUCGUUGUGAGUCGCACCACCGGUCGAGUGUUAGUGAUGCAGCGUGGGGCCACAGCAAAGUUCAUGCCGAAUGCAUUGGUGUUCCCUGGUGGCGUAGUAACUCCUUCCGAUGAAAAACUUGGACAUCCGGCAAAAAUUGCUGCCAUGAGGGAACUUUUCGAAGAGACCGGUCUACUUCUUGGUCAAGAAGAAUCUGCUGCCAAUUCCCGGGAACUCGAAGCCUUACAAGAAAAUACGAGGAAGGAUCCGGAACAGUUUAAGCUGGAUUUGCUUGAAUGGAAUACGUGGCUGACUCCUUCAUCAUACAAAAGACGGUACAUGACAUCGUUCUUCAUAGCUCAAUUAGACGGUGAACCAGAAGUUCGUAUGUGCGAACGUGAAAUGUCUCAUUACUUUUGGAUGGCACCCAAAGACUGUUUAAAAAAGGCUUCCAAGGGAGAAGUCAUUUUGCCGCCACCUCAAGUCUACGAGUUAACACGGCUUUCUCAGACGUCCGGUCAAGAACUCCAGAACUAUAGCAACAGGGUACAUGUGAUGUGCCCUCAGAAUAUUACUAUUCAAAGCUCUCCACUUAUUGCCAGUGUACUGCCAGGAGAUCAUCUUUACCUUGAUGAGGACAGCUUCAAUCAGCCUCUUCGCAGUUUACCAUCAGACGUUGUACAUGUAAAUCCACACAAACCGACACAUCGAGUAGAAUAUUUUGCAGAACCAUUGUACGCACAAUGUAAAAUAUAUAUGCAUAAUUUGCUAUCCAAAUACCGUGAAGAGUUUCAUCAAUUCGUUACGGAUUCUAAGAAUCUACAGUACUGA